Messenger RNA from Arachis stenosperma, 1446 nucleotides. RefSeq names its product taxadiene 5-alpha hydroxylase. Lineage: Eukaryota; Viridiplantae; Streptophyta; Magnoliopsida; Fabales; Fabaceae. Gene Ontology annotation, biological process: sterol metabolic process. The transcript has 3 exons. The record is from RefSeq and is a predicted model, not a curated record. Bases 1 to 1446 code for a protein of 481 amino acids. Gene Ontology annotation, molecular function: heme binding; oxidoreductase activity, acting on paired donors, with incorporation or reduction of molecular oxygen; monooxygenase activity.
AUGUCUAUGGACAUGAUCUAUGAUGUUCUAUUAUUGAUCCUGUUACCAAUCCUUCUUGUGAUAGUCUCGUUCAAUUUCUUGCGACAUAAGCAAUGUUGUCAAAGAGAAAAGAAGCGGCUUCCACCAGGGAACAUGAAGUUCCCAUUGAUUGGUGAGACAAUAGAGUUCUUCAAUGCUCAGAGGAGGAACCAAUUGUUCGAGGAAUUCGUCCACCCACGAAUUCUAAAGUAUGGAAAGAUCUUCAAAACAAGGAUAAUGGGAUCUCCAACCGUGGUUGUUAAUGGCUCUGAAGCAAACAAAUUCUUUCUAACCAAUGAGUUUAAGUUGGUGAAGAGUUCUUGGCCUUCUUCCUCUGUUCAGCUCAUGGGAACUGAUUCAAUUAUGGAGAAAGACGGCGAAAGGCAUCGAUUCCUUCGUGCCUUGAUUGGAACUAGCCUUAGCUAUGCAGGACUAGAGAAUCUAGUUCCAAAACUAUGCAACCAUGUUAGAUUCUUCCUGGAAUCUAAAUGGCAGGGUCAUGGAAACACAGUUAGUCUUUAUCGGUCCACCAAAAUCCUAACUUUUAGCAUAGUUUUCGAGUGCUUGUUGGGAAUCAAAGUGGAACAAGGGAUGCUAGAGACAUUUGAGAGAGUUCUAGAAGGGGUGUUUUCACCGGCAAUUAUGUUCCCUGGCUCGAGGUUUUCGAGGGCAAAGAAGGCAAGGAUGGAGAUAGAAAAGGCUCUUACCAAAGCAGUUAGAGAGAAGAGGAAGGAGAUGGAAGAGAAUUUGCAUAAUGAGAAAGAUGGAAUGCUUCUUUCAAAAUUGGUCAAUGGAUUGAUACAUGGUGAGAUUAAUGAAAAAGAGGUCAUUGAUAAUGUGGUGUUGUUGGUUUUUGCAGCUCAUGAUACAACUUCUUUUGCCAUUGCUAUGACUUUCAGGAUGCUUGCAGAGCAUCCUGAAUGCUAUAGAAAGUUGUUUCAAGAACAUAUUGAUAUAGCGAACAACAAAAGAAGAGAGGAAAAUUUAUCGAUCAACGAUAUAAAGAAGAUGAAGUAUACAUGGCAAGUUGCUAGAGAAAGCAUGAGAUUGUUCCCUCCUAUUUUUGGCUCUUUUAGGAAAGCAAUUACUGAUAUUGAAUAUGAGGGAUACACCAUACCUAAAGGAUGGAAGGUGUUAUGGACAACGUAUGGGACACAUUACAAUGAAGAGUAUUUUAAGGAGGCUCAAAGUUUCAAGCCAAGUAGGUUUGAAAAAGAAAUACCACAAUAUGCAUUUGUUCCAUUUGGAGGAGGACCAAGAGUGUGUGCUGGGUAUCAAUUAGCAAAGAUCAAUAUACUAAUUCUUGUGCAUUAUGUUGUGACAAGAUAUGAGUGGUUCUUACUUCAUCCACAGGAACCAAUCAUCAUGGAUCCUCUUCCACUCCCAUCCCUUGGAAUGCCAAUUAGAAUUUUUCCCAAGCAAAAUUAA